Molecule: messenger RNA, 3328 nt
Organism: Daphnia pulicaria
Lineage: Eukaryota; Metazoa; Arthropoda; Branchiopoda; Diplostraca; Daphniidae
Product: E3 ubiquitin-protein ligase MARCHF6-like
Exons: 19
Coding region: 384-3182 (932 amino acids)
Cellular component (GO): endoplasmic reticulum membrane
Molecular function (GO): zinc ion binding
Source: RefSeq, a predicted model, not a curated record
UGGAUAGUACACUUACAUCAGGAAGCAAAAGCGGCUAGUGGAAUCGAAAUUGAACAGGAAAGCCAGCAGCGCCACCACGAAUGCUUUGAUCUUUGCUUGUUUAAACAAAAUUAACCAUUUUAAUUACUGCGGAAAAAUUUCAAGCGAAAUUUUUUUCGUCAGUCUUCGUUCUCUAGUCAGCUGGCUUUGAGAUAGUUGAGCGAGAGCGAGCACUACGUUGGGCGAGCGGAGCCGAGUUGACCUUUUUCCUUUGCCUGCGUCUCAACCUCCUUUCUAAAAGGGGACAAAUGUUCUUCUAACUACACAAACAAAAAAAUAAAUAGCAUAUUUAUUUGCUACAUAUUUUUGUCGCUCUUGGACUGUGAUGCCCUAAAUAAACCAAAAUGGAUGAAUCUCUUCAAUCAGACAUUUGUCGAGUUUGUCGGUGUGAAGGAACACCCGACAGACCAUUAUUUCAUCCAUGUAUUUGUACAGGAAGUAUAAAAUUCAUUCAUCAAGAAUGUUUAGUCCAAUGGUUACGUUAUUCUAGAAAAGAAUAUUGUGAGCUGUGCACACAUAGAUUUUCCUUCACUCCAAUUUACUCUCCUGACAUGCCUAAAAGACUGCCUCUUAAAGACAUACUUUCUGGUCUGGUCUCCAGCCUUGCUAGGGCCAUUAGAUUUUGGCUCCAUUAUACACUUGUUGCCAUGGCUUGGCUGGGUAUUGUUCCUUUGACAGCCUGCAGAAUCUAUCGCUGUCUCUUUACUGGAUCUGUCUCUUCUGUUUUGACUCUUCCAUUGGAUAUGCUAUCAUCCGAACAUGUGGCCACAGAUAUUUUGCAUGGCUGUGUGGUAGUGUUAUGCACCUUGUGCGCUUUUAUUGGAUUGGUAUGGCUGCGUGAGCAGAUUCUUCAUGGUGGAGGACCUGAUUGGUUAGAACAAGAUAUUCAAAAUGAGGAACAUGUUGAAAUGGAACAGCCAGCUGAAGCUCCUGGGGUUGAUGCAGAUGUUCCGGUACAGAAUAACGCUCGGGCAGAUGUAAAUGUUGAAGGCGUUGGGGAAGCCAAUGUUCCAGCUCCUAAUAAUGUAGGCCAACAAGGGCAGGCUCAAGGCCAAGCUCAAGACGAUGUCAACUGGAACUUGAUGGAAUGGGAUAGAGCAGAGGAGCUGACUUGGGAACGUCUUCUCGGUCUGGAUGGAUCAUUGGUGUUCCUGGAACACGUAUUUUGGGUUGCUUCUCUUAACACACUCUUUAUUCUUGUUUUUGCAUUUUGUCCUUAUCACAUCGGACACUUCACGAUCGUUGGUUUCAAGAUGAAAGAUUGGGUGUCAGCGUGCCACUUUGAGGGGCUGUUGACGACCCUUUGUGGAUAUGUUGUCAUUGGGCUUUUUCUCGUACUUCUCCAUGGCGUCACUUCACUUCUUCGAUUGCGAAGGCCAAAACGGAUUUUAGGGCUUUGUUAUGUUGUCGUAAAAGUCUCGUUGUUAACUGUCGCCGAAAUUGGUGUGUUUCCGAUUGUCUGUGGUUGGUGGCUUGAUAUAUGUAGCCUACCACUUGUUGACGCUACCUUUAAAGAUCGAUUGCAUAACUUUAGUCAAGCUCCGGGAACUUCAAUGUUUCUUCAUUGGCUAGUGGGCAUUCUAUGCGCUUUUUAUUUUGCUUCUUUUGUGUUGCUAUUACGUGAAGUUUUACGACCAGGAGUUUUGUGGUUUUUGCGUAAUCUGAACGAUCCAGACUUUAAUCCAGUACAGGAGAUGAUUCAUCUUCCAAUUGUCCGUCAUUUGAGACAGUUUGCUGCUUCUCUAGUGAUAUUCGGCACAAUCGUGUUUUUGAUGCUUUGGGUUCCCAUACGAAUUUUGCAGAAGGGCAUGCCAAAUUUCUUGCCCUAUUAUAUUGUCAAUUCGACGGACACCCAAGUGUCGGAAUAUUCGUUGGAGUUGCUGUUGUUGCAGGUUAUUAUGCCUUGCCUGUUGGAGCAAAACCAUGCUCGUCAAUGGUUACUUUACGGGUUGAGAAUGUGGUGUUUAGCUGUCUCCUGGCUGUUGGGCUUACGCUCUUACUUGUUGGGAGACGUAUCUAGCUCAAGCGAGUCGGGAGAAGGACAACCCCAUCACAACAACCAAGGAGUAGUAAUUGGUGAGAAUGGUGAAGAAGAAGAAGAAGAUGAUGACAAUGAGCAAAAUGAUGUUCAACAUCACCAAAUGGAUCAACCUAACGCACCAGCAGAACCUGUUGCUGCACCUCCUGCUCAAGAAGAAAACAUUCUCCUUGGAGGAAUACCUUUUCGUAAUGGAGGAUUAGGAGCUGCUCAUCAAGCGCUUUUGCAACGUGAAGGUCCCGCAGGAUACGUUCCCUAUUUACGACCACGGGUCUUUUUUAUUAGGAUCAUCCUUCUCCUUUUCAUCAUGUGCAUUAGCUUGUCUGUUGCGAGCACAAUUUUCCUCACGCUUCCUGUUUGGAUCGGUCGAUUUUUAAUGGAAACGUUUUAUGGAGCUGGUCCUCAUCAUGAAUUAUAUACGGCAUUCGCCGGACUAUAUUUUUGCUGGCUAGUACUUCGUGGGAUUCACGUGUUUUCUCAUUUGGUUCCACGAGGAUGGUCAAACGUGUUUGUUCGAAUCAAAUCCUAUACCAUUUUGGUAUUGAAGUGUACUGUGGCAUUUUCUCUACUGCUUGGCGUUAUUCCCUUACUCUUCGGGCUUCUACUAGAUCUCGUUGUCGUAGUUCCUCUACGCGUUGCUGUCAACCAAUCGCCAAUUUUUUCGCUUUCUCAAGAUUGGAGUCUUGGAGUUCUAUAUACCAAAAUAGUUUGCGGGCUGACAAUGAUGUCACCGGAUUGGUGGUUGAAACAUUCGUUAGAAAAGUUAUACCAGGACGGAAUUCGCCGAAUGAACUUGACCUUUGUUCUCUGCGAACUUGCCAUCCCUGCUAUAGUAACUCUUGGUUUGGCGUUAGCCCUUCCAUACGUCGUAGCUCAUUCGAUCGUUCCAUUUUUUGUUCCAAGUCGACAACUUAGAGCUCUUAUCGCUCGAAGAGUAUAUCCGUCAUUUCUGGUCGUUAUUCUUUUGAUGGUAUUCUCAGUCUGGCAGUUGAAACAGUUUAAACGGCUGUAUGAACACAUAAAAAAUGACAAGUAUUUGGUGGGGCGCCGACUUGUCAACUACAAUCACAGGAUCGACAGGAAUGAAAAUGCCCAGACGACAUGAUGAUCAUUUGCGGAGUUGAAAAUAAACAUGGCGAUCGUGUUGUAUGAACUAUGUACAUUAAAAUUUCCUUUUGCUGUUUGAACCUUUCAACUUUCAUCAUUAUAAAUAAAAAUGUGUAUUGAAAAUAAAUAGGGAGUGACAUCUUU